Messenger RNA from Peromyscus leucopus (white-footed mouse), 2394 nucleotides. It is a transcript of the gene Kcnk6, whose product is annotated as potassium two pore domain channel subfamily K member 6. Bases 256 to 1197 code for a protein of 313 amino acids. Gene Ontology annotation, biological process: stabilization of membrane potential; potassium ion transmembrane transport. The record is from RefSeq and is a predicted model, not a curated record. Gene Ontology annotation, cellular component: membrane. Gene Ontology annotation, molecular function: potassium ion leak channel activity. Lineage: Eukaryota; Metazoa; Chordata; Mammalia; Rodentia; Cricetidae. The transcript has 3 exons.
AUCCCGUCGGUCUCCGGGAUCCGGGAGCGUCGGGCUCCACCCUCCCGGGUCCUGUACUCACACCUGGUGUUUGGGCGUGCCUCAGUUUCCCAGUAGCAGGGCGUUCCGCCAGCCCCGCUCCUCCCCCUUUUCCUCUUCCUCUUCGGGGCGUCGGUGGCCGCCCCUGGAGCUCCCGGAACUAAAAGCAGACCUCGGGCGGUGGGCCGGCGGACCGGCGGGGGCCACGUCAGCGGGUGGCGGGGCUGUGCGGGCAGCAUGCGGCGGGGCGCGCUCCUGGCCGGUGCCCUGGCUGUCUACGCCGGGUACCUGGCGCUAGGCGCGCUGCUGGUGGCUCAGCUGGAGCGGCCGCACGAAGCCCGGCUGCGGGCCGAGCUGGGGACGCUGCGGGAGCAGCUGCUGCGGCACAGCCCGUGCGUGGCGGCGGCCGCCCUGGACUCCUUCGUGGAGCGGGUGCUGGCGGCGGGACGGCUGGGACGCGCCGUGCUGGCCAACGCCUCGGGAGCAGCCAACGCUUCGGACCCCGCCUGGGACUUCGCCUCGGCGCUCUUCUUCGCCAGCACUCUGGUCACCACCGUGGGCUAUGGCUACACGACCCCGCUGACAGAUGCAGGCAAAGCCUUCUCCAUCGCCUUUGCGCUCCUGGGCGUGCCCAUCACCAUGCUCCUCCUGACAGCGUCGGCCCAGCGCCUGUCACUGCUGCUCACCCAUGCACCCCUGUCCUGGCUGAGCUGGCGUUGGGGGUGGCACCCCCGGCGGGCAGCCCGCUGGCACCUGGUGGCCCUGCUGGUGGUCAUAGUGGCUGUCUUCUUCCUGGUGCCAGCUGCGGUCUUCGCCUACCUCGAGGAGGCCUGGAGCUUUCUGGAUGCUUUCUACUUCUGCUUCAUCUCUCUGUCCACCAUCGGCCUGGGGGAUUAUGUGCCUGGGGAGGCCCCCGGCCAGCCUUACCGGGCCCUCUACAAGGUGCUUGUUACAGCAUACCUCUUCCUGGGCCUGGUUGCCAUGGUGCUGGUGUUGCAGACUUUCCACCAUGUGUCUGACCUCCAUGGCCUCACUGAACUCAUCUUGCUGCCCAAUCCGGACCCUGCCAACCUCAGCCGGGAUGAGGACGACCAGGUGGACAUUCUGGACACCCAGACAGAUCUGCACCAGCACCUCUCGGCUGGCUCCCACGCUAACUACGCCUCCAUCCCCAGGUAGCUGGGAAGGUGCUCAGCCUGGACACACCUGGCCUGGGCUUUGGCCCCACGUGACUAGAGUGGGCCAACAGGAAUGCCCAUACAUGCUCCUGUCUUUCCCAGCACUCCACUGGGAGGUGAGGUGCUCCGCGCCCGUGUCCUCGGCUCCUCAGGGAGCUACCACAGUCACUUUCUCCCCCUUCCUUUCCUCUCAUUUCUUCUCAUAGUCUGGGCACUUGGCCUUUCUGACGUCAUUGGUGGGUGGUGGUUUAAUGCGUUUUGUGGUUGCUGUUUUCUCAUUCUCUUACCGAGUAUCAGUCACCUCAGUUGCUGGUUCUUCUGGGCUCUGGGCCUGGACUUCACUCCAGUCACUGUCUUAGGGGCUCUGUCUUGGCCAAACGAUUUCCGCAUUCUGAACCUUGAUAGCCUCAGCUGUCUGAAGCGAAGACUAUUUGAACUCAUCCACAGACCCUCGCUUCUGUCCUGCUCUUCUGUGCCAGGCACAUAGUAUUAGAAGCGGCUUGGGCCCUGUUCUUACGGGGCUCACUGGCCAGCGAGGUUGACUCACCUACUUGUCCCUGGACAGUGACAAGCCUCAGUAGGCACUGGAAGAGGCAGAGAAGUUAGGACUGAGGAACAGCCCUGACGUGUGCAGGGUGGGCUUCCUGGAAGAAGGGACAAGAACGAACCCAAGACCUGCCAGUCAAGAGAAAAGAUUGUCCCUUCUUCUCAGGUGUCAUAGUACCUGUAGGAAGAGCCCUGGGAUGGGCCAGCAUCUCCCUCAAUGGCUUAGCAGGCAAGGAACUAAUCUAGGAUAUGAGCCCAGAUCCAAGUAGCAUGAGAGGUGCCGCUUAGCAUAGAUGCUGUGUUGUCUGUUUACUGGGCACUAACUGAUGGCCCCGGGCUCUGGAGCCAAUCUUCCUGGGGGUACCCUGUGACCAGGCCAUGUCCUGCCCAUGCUUUUGAACAGUCACUCUACCUCUGGGACCCCGUGUCUGCUAAAUGGUGACCAUAAUAAUACUUCUCCAAAAGAUGACAUCAGCCAGGUGCAGUAUUACUUGCCUAUAAUCUGAGCUGAGGCAGGAGGCUUAAGAGUUCCAUCCCAGAGGGGCUCAGGAGGAGGGAAGAGGGGGAUCUUUGAUUGGUGUGUAAAAUGAAUGAAAAAAAUUUUUCUUAAAAAAAAAAAAAAGAGUUCCAGCCCAGGCUGGGAUGCACAGCA